ACGCGACUGACAACAGAAGAGAGUGCUUUGUAAUGAAUCAUUACAAAUGAUGUUGUUUUGAGUUACGAGUAUAUAGUGUUAUUAGAAGUUGAAUGUUGAAAGAAAGUAUCUAAACCUGAUACUCGGAACAUCAAGCAUUGGAAGUGGAGACAACAUCACAACUACAGAAAAGUUCCGUAUGUGGUGUGACUACCAUCAAGCAAGAGCCAGUGGAAACUGAUGCAGUCGACACUCCUGAAUUUGAAUUUGUAUUCAUUGAGGAAGAAAUUCUGGAAUGUUCACCUUCAGAAGAUCUUUAGGGAACUAAUACAUUGGAUGUUGAGGGAAAGAAGGAUGAAGAAGAUGAGGAGGCAGCAGUGAGCAAAUAUGACGCAAUGGUCCUCAAAUUUGAAAUGGAGUCAGUAAGUUGUGGCAGUGAAUCUGAAAGUUUUCACCCUGAUGACAUGGAGGAUGGCAGCAGUAUUAAUAUCAGUGGCAGUUUAAUUGCCAGAGUUGGACUAACUGCAGGAACAGACCACAACGUACCAUGCACCUCCAACCGGGAAGCCUCCUGUGGUAAUAAAGGAGAUGACAUGCUGCAUUCUUGCAGUGUGUGCCACAAAAUAUUCUCAAGGAGUGACAGCUUGAAGAGGCAUUCCCGUCUGCAUGAGCACCCAUACAGCUGUGACAUUUGCAGAAAAACAUUCAAGAAUAGAAACAACUUGAAGAUCCAUUCCUGUCUACACAGUGCAGAACUCCCUUACAGUUGUUAUGUUUGCAACAUGACAUUUCACAACAGCAGCAACCUGAGAAGGCAAGUGUUGCUGCAUACAGGUGAAUGUCCACAUCGUUGUAGUGUGUGUCAUACGGGCUUCACAAACAGUAGUGACCUGAAGAAUCAUUCACAUCUGCACACGGGUGUGCGUCCAUAUAGUUGUUGUGUGUGUCAGAAGGGAUUCAUGAACAGCAGCGACCUGGAGAAUCAUUCUCGUCUCCACGCAGAUGAACAUCCAUACAGCUGUGACUUUUGCAGCAGGACUUUCAUAUAUGCUAACACGCUAAGGCAUUUGCUGAAGCACGUUGAUGAACGCCCGUAUAGUUGUGAUAUUUGCAACAAGACAUUUACAGAAAGUGGCACCCUGAAGAGGCAUGUGCUGCUGCAUACAGGUGAACGUGCACAUAGUUGUAGUGUGUGUCAUAAAGGCUUAACGAACAGUAGUGACCUGAAGAAUCAUUCACAUCUGCACAUGGGUGAACGUCCAUAUAGUUGUGAUGUGUGUCAGAAGAGAUUUAAGACCAGCAGCAACCUGAGGGUUCAUUCAUAUAUGCACGCAAAUGAACGUCCGUACAUCUGUGAUGAGUGUGGCAAGUCAUUUAGGAGUCAGAUCCACUUGAAGAAUCACUCACAAGUGCACAUUGGUGAACGUCCAUACAUCUGUUGUGUCUGUCACAAGACAUUUACACGGAGUACCAGCCUCAAGCUCCACUCACGGAGGCACACAGUGCCAAUUGCUAACUGUGAAUAUUCAGUCAGCAAAUUAAAAUUACUUUUCUCUACCUACAAUUAACGACAGGAUCACCUCAGUGAAGCAGCAUUUUUAAGUGCAAGAAGACAAAAAUUUGAACCGAU
Molecule: messenger RNA, 1609 nt
Organism: Schistocerca nitens (vagrant locust)
Lineage: Eukaryota; Metazoa; Arthropoda; Insecta; Orthoptera; Acrididae
Product: zinc finger protein 239-like
Exons: 7
Coding region: 375-1547 (390 amino acids)
Biological process (GO): regulation of cytokine production; negative regulation of transcription by RNA polymerase II; regulation of immune system process
Source: RefSeq, a predicted model, not a curated record